AUGGCAUCACACGGUUUCUGGUCUCUCGGCGGAGAUAAUGCGGGGGCCAACACCGGCAAUCAGAGCCCGAGUACGCCCAGGGCUUGGUGCCAAGCGGCGGCCCAGAAAUUUUCCGGUGGAAUUGGAUCGAAAUUAUGUGCGCUGCUGAAUGUCGGGGAAGGGGAGAGACCCGCCGAGCCCGCCGCCAAGCAGCCGCCGGAGAGCGGCGGCGGCGGAACCUGCGGCAGCAACAAAUCCUGCGACUGCAGCAAGGGAGCCGUGGUCUUCUCCGACCUCUAUUCAACAGACCUGUUACCUGCCAUGGACGGAGACACCAAGACAAUGACCUUCCUGCAGGAAGUGGUGGAUAUUUUGUUGGCCUACAUCGUGGAGUCUUUCGACCGGGAAACGAAAGUGAUUGAUUUUCAUUACCCGAACGAGCUGCUGCAGAUGAAUAACUGGGAGCUGCAGCACGAUCCGGCCACCCUGGAUGAUAUCUUGAUCAGCUGUCGCGCCACCCUCAAAUACGCCAUUAAAACCGCCCACCCCAGGUACUUCAAUCAGCUCUCCACAGGAUUAGACAUGGUUGGGCUGGCAGCCGAUUGGCUCACGUCCACCGCCAACACCAACAUGUUCACCUAUGAGGUGGCUCCUGUCUUUGUGCUGCUGGAAUACGUCACUCUGAAGAAGAUGAGGGAGAUCAUUGGCUGGCCGGACGGGCGAGGAGAUGGCAUUUUUUCCCCCGGGGGUGCUAUUUCCAACAUGUACGCCAUGCUGCUGGCUCGCUUCAAGAUGUUCCCCGAGGUCAAAGAGAAAGGAAUGUCAUCUGUUCCCCGACUGGUGGCCUUCACAUCUGAACACAGCCAUUUUUCAAUCAAAAAAGGAGCCGCGGCCCUCGGCAUCGGGACUGAGAGCGUGAUCUGCAUCAAAGCAGAUGAAAGUGGUAAACUGAUCCCCGCUGACCUCGAGAGGAGAAUACUGGAGGCCAAACAGAAGGGCUUCGUGCCGUUCUUCGUGAGCGCCACCGCCGGGACGACCGUGUACGGAGCCUUCGACCCGCUCAUCGCCAUCUCCGACAUCUGCAAGAAGUACAACAUCUGGAUGCACGUGGACGGAGCGUGGGGAGAGAAUCUGCUCAUGUCGCGGAGACACAGGUGGAAGCUGGACGGCGUGGAGAGGGCCAACUCCGUCACGUGGAACCCGCACAAAAUGAUGUCGGUCCCGCUGCAGUGCUCCGCCCUGCUGGUCAGAGAAGAGGGUCUGAUGCAGAACUGCAACCAGAUGCACGCCUGCUACCUGUUCCAGCAGGACAAGCACUACGACCUGUCCUACGACACCGGGGACAAGGCACUGCAGUGCGGACGCCACGUGGACAUCUUCAAGCUGUGGCUCAUGUGGAGAGCCAAGGGAACCAUUGGCUUCGAAGCUCAGAUUGACAAGUGCUUGGAGCUGUCCGAGUAUCUCUACAACAAGAUCAAGGACAGAGAAGGAUAUGAGAUGGUCUUUGACGGGAAACCUCAGCACACCAACGUCUGCUUCUGGUACCUCCCCCCCGGGAUCCGCUACAUGGAGGACAAAGAGGAGAGGAAGAAACACUUGCACAAGGUGGCUCCGGUGAUAAAGGCCAGGAUGAUGGAGUACGGGACGACCAUGGUCAGCUACCAGCCGCAAGGGGACAAGGUCAACUUCUUCCGCAUGGUGAUCUCAAAUCCCGCCGCCACCUUCGAGGACAUCGACUUUCUUAUCGAGGAGAUCGAGCGACUUGGCCAAGAUCUAUAAGACUCAUCUCAGCAGAUCACCAGAUCCUCCUGUACUUUUCCUCUUGACGGAUGAAUUGUUUGUCGUGAAUGUACUGGUAAAACUUUUUUUUCUUCUUCUUCUUUUCUCUAUUAUCUCUCCUCCAAAGUCACAUAUUUAAGAGUAUAUUUGAGAAAAAGAUCUUACAGAAUAUAUCCAUAUAUUAUGUAUUGUAGCUUUGCCGUGGACUGACUGGGUCCAAAGCUAUGUAAAAGUGCUUCUGUCUGCCUUUCCUAUAGUGUAGUCCAGCCCAGAAUAGUGUAAGUGAUGUAACUUUAUAUGUACGUUUUUGUGAACUGAAACGCUUGUGCAGUAAGUGGAUGAGGAAGUUUAUUUUUGGGAUCAUUUCUCAUUUGCCGAGUAUGUCGUUAAGUGCCAAACGUGGUUGUGUUUCUCCUGUGACUUCAACAUUUUAAACUCCCGGUUUGAAAAACGAAAAAGCACUUCACCUUACCUCAGCUUAAUCGACUGCCUUUCGCACCCGCAUGCA
Salarias fasciatus (jewelled blenny) is the source of this 2266-nucleotide messenger RNA. RefSeq names its product glutamate decarboxylase 2. Gene Ontology annotation, biological process: GABA shunt; GABA biosynthetic process. NCBI's taxonomy places the organism in Eukaryota, Metazoa, Chordata, Actinopteri, Blenniiformes, Blenniidae. Gene Ontology annotation, cellular component: cytoplasm. The record is from RefSeq and is a predicted model, not a curated record. Gene Ontology annotation, molecular function: glutamate decarboxylase activity; pyridoxal phosphate binding. The transcript has 16 exons. Bases 1 to 1758 code for a protein of 585 amino acids.